This is a messenger RNA of Notothenia coriiceps (black rockcod), 908 nucleotides long. RefSeq lists its product as uncharacterized. NCBI's taxonomy places the organism in Eukaryota, Metazoa, Chordata, Actinopteri, Perciformes, Nototheniidae. The record is from RefSeq and is a predicted model, not a curated record. The transcript is spliced from 8 exons. Gene Ontology annotation, biological process: regulation of DNA-templated transcription. The coding region runs from base 236 to 877 and encodes 213 amino acids.
CGUUUUAAAACCAUACUUCGGAUCUUUUCAUCUGUUCCAUUUCCAUACGGUAUUGCAUUUCUACGGAAGCUGCUGCUGAGUGAUAAUGCGAGUAUUAAGACAAUAUGGUUGUAAACAAUACGAUGAAGGCACCUGAAGGUUCCGGUUGACACCCGGACACAAACAAACGGGAGCACAAACUGAAAGGAGUGGGUUUGCGGGUUUGCUGCAGAUUCACUGAGUGUCCCCGUCUCCUAUGGAUUCACUCAACACGUUUGAAUCUGAGAUGGAGGCUGAUGGGCAGGGGAGCUACUCUCUGUUUCCUGCGCUGGACAGCAUUGCAAGUCUAUCUGGGGCCGCUGAGACUCUGGAGAGCGAACCGCCCAGUGACAUUGCAGAGAAGCCAAACCUCACAUGGCUCGACGCUGCACAGAUUGUAUUGGAAGAAGCGGGACGUCCUAUGCACAUAAAGGAGAUCAAACAGAGAAUCAUCGACAGGGGACUUGUUCAAUCCAACGCAAAGUCCAGUCUGGAGGCAGUCAUGUACCGCGAGACACAAAAAGGCAGCAGGAGAUUCAAGAGGAUUGAGAACAGAAACGGAGUCUUUGCACUGCUGACGGACGAGGAGAGGCAGCAGGCUCUGCAGGCCUACACUGCGCAGUCUUUCCUCGGCUCUCCGCAGCACAACACCCUCUCCAGUUCUGGAUCAGGGGCCUCGGCACACGCCUUCCCAUCCCCCACCAGUUCCUCAGAGCACAGGAGCAAUAUGAAGAGGGGUCCACGGAAAAAACUAAAUGAAAAGUACCGACUCAAGUACCUCAGACUGCGUAAAGCAGCUCGCGCCAUGAUAUUUGAGAAUGCAGCCCUCUGUGACGAAGUCGCCCAUUUAGAAGAGUAGUUCCUAAGAGCUAAGGAGGAACGGAGGUGAG